Aphanomyces astaci is the source of this 3437-nucleotide messenger RNA. RefSeq lists its product as hypothetical. Lineage: Eukaryota; Oomycota; Saprolegniomycetes; Saprolegniales; Verrucalvaceae. The coding region runs from base 45 to 3398 and encodes 1117 amino acids. Gene Ontology annotation, biological process: monoatomic cation transport. The transcript has a single exon. Gene Ontology annotation, molecular function: ATP binding; ATPase-coupled monoatomic cation transmembrane transporter activity; ATP hydrolysis activity. Gene Ontology annotation, cellular component: membrane. The record is from RefSeq and is a predicted model, not a curated record.
AAACACCACUGGCGCUCAUUCCCAAUUUUUCUUCCACGGCCGUGAUGAUGGAGGGAGAAGAAACACUCCUUCCAAAGCAACAAGUCAUCGUGCUGGAAGUGGAGGGCAUGAUGUGCAUGAAGAACUGCGGCACCACUGUACAGAACGCCCUCAAGAACAUGGAUGGCGUUGAGUCCGCGGUUGUCACAUACACCGAACAUAUUGUCACCGUGCGUGUGUUGCCGUACUAUUCCAUCGACCCGAGCGACCUCAUCGACACAUUGGAUAUGGUGGGGUUCGAUGCCACACUCCAAGUCCCCUUCGACAUGGAGCCACGGAACGUCGUCCGCCUCGGCGUCGACGGGAUGAUGUGUAUGAAAAACUGCGGAACGACUGUUCAGAACGCACUUCGACUGCACGAAGGCGUCCAAUCCGCAUACGUCGAUUACGACAAGUCCAUGGCAACGAUCACAAUCGACCCAGAGCACAUUGGGGUGGUGACGGAGCAGGAUUUGAUAGACACUGUCGAGUGCGUUGGGUUCGACGCAUACGUGUUCAACCAUGGUGAGCGAUGUCGCCGACGGUUGGCGGCCAAGGCCAAGGCGGCGCUGCAGGAUGAAACCGAGCAAUCGACCAGCAUUGCGAUCGCGGAAUCCUCCCAUCCUCGCGCGUUUUUCAAAAUUGACGGCAUGAGCUGUGCUGCAUGUGUCAAGGCCAUUGAAGACGUACUGCGGCACCAAGCUGGGAUCGUGGACUGCCGCGUAGGGCUUAUCAGCGCCAAGGCGGAGAUCGCAUUUGACAGGUCCAUCUUCGUCGAGCACGAAGAUGUUCAAAUUGGCGACUUUAUCCGAAACGCAGGGUACGGCGCCACAUACAUCAACACGAUCGACGGCGACGACGACAGCUUCGAGGUCAAGUACGACGUCGAAGGAUUGACUGGCCCAGAGCACAUUCAUGCGGUGGAGAGCGCCGUCAAGGCCUUGGCGGGGGUGGCGAGCGUGUCCAUCAAGCAACACGUCGUGUCGGUGCAUCUCAAGCAAAUGUCGGCCACUGGCCCCCGCACGGUUCUGGAUGCGAUUGCCGCCGCCGGCUACACCGUGUCGGUGCAUGUGGCGCACGCCGACGAUACCGACGAGGACGAGAGCGCCAAGUGGAAGCGGCUGCUGCUGAUUUGUCUGGUGUUUUCGCUGCCGGCGAUGAUCGUGCAUAUGGUGCUCGGGUGGAUCCCUGCGUGCCGGAUGCUGCUCAUGUCGAAGGUUGUGAACGGGCUCACGGUCAAGUGCCUUGUGAUGUUUCUGCUCACGACGCCGGUGCAGUUUGGCAUCGGCCUCCGCUUCUACGUGGCCGCGUACAAGGGGCUCCAGCACGGCAUGAUGGGCAUGGACUUCCUCAUCGUCGUGGGCACGACCGCGUCUUACUUGUACAGCUUCAUCUCGAUGGUCGGGUGCAUUUUGAGCCCGACGUUCCGCGGCCACCACUUUUUCGAGUCGUCUGCGAUGCUCAUUUCGUUCGUCACGAUUGGCAAGUACUUGGAAUCCAAGGCCAAGAAGGACACGGCGCAGUCGCUGGGUGUGUUGGUCAAGAUGCAGCCCAAGCACGCGCUCCUGAUCGAAUCAACUCUUAACGGCGGCGGCGCGGCAAUGUCCAAGGACCGAAGCAUCCCCAUCGAGCUCGUCCAGCGCGGCGACAAGCUCCGACUUCUCCCCGGCUGCCGCAUCCCCACGGACGGCGUCGUCGUGCACGGCCAAAGCUCGUGCGACGAGAGCAUGCUUACAGGCGAAAGCAUGCCCGUGACCAAGUCCCAAGGCGACAUUGUGUUUGGGUCGACGGUCAACCAGAGUGGUGCGCUCGUGAUGGAGUCGACGUGUGUGGGCGGCCAGAACACGCUGAGUCAGAUUUGCGCGCUGAUUGAGAACGCACAGAUGGACAAGGCGCCGAUCCAGGCAGUGGCCGACAAGUUUGCGUCAUGGUUUGCCCCGUUCGUGAUGGUCGUGGCGCUGAUCACGUUCGCCACGUGGUACGUGAUGCUGACGUUCGACGUGGUUCCUGUCGAGUGGAAGCUGUCGAUGGGCAUCGUCACGACUGGUCACGAAGACGACCUGUUCAUUUCCGUGCUGUUUUGCAUCUCCACAGUUGUCAUCUCGUGUCCGUGUGCGCUGGGACUGGCGACCCCUACCGCCGUGACGGUUGGCACCGGCGUCGGCUCCAAAUUCGGCAUCCUCAUCAAGGGCGGCCGCGCGCUCGAGACGGCGCGGUCGGCGGAUGUAGUUGUGUUUGACAAGACGGGCACGCUCACGGUGGGCCAUCCGUCCAUGACCGAAGUGGUCGUGUCCGAGGGCGGGGCCGUGACGGCGCGCGACGUGCUGUACUAUGCGGCUUGUGUGGAAACGCAAAGCGAGCACGUGCUGGGCAAGGCGAUCGUGCUGGCGGCGUCCGAGCAAGAGCAGCUCGAGUUGCGCGAACCCACCAACUUCCGCGUGGUGCCGGGGCGGGGGUUGCGGGCGACGGUGCCGCGUCGAAGCGACGGCCAGUCGUCGACGACGACCCAAAACAUGAUGGACGUGGCUGUGGGCAACUCGGCGUGGCUCGAGGAACAAAACGUGGCGAUCCCGUCCAAGAUGGAAGCGCACAUGUGGGAGCUGGAAAACGAAGGCAAGACGGUCGUGUGCGUGACUUUGAACAAUGUGUUUGCGGGGCUGAUUGCGCUGGCCGACACGGCACGCCCAGAAGCGGCCGAGACCAUCGCGCAGCUCAAGCGCAUGGGCAUGAAGGUUUGGCUCAUCACAGGGGACAAUGCGCGGACGGCCACGGCUGUGGCGCGGCAUAUGGGCAUCGACAACGUCAAGGCGGUGGCGUUGCCUGGGCAAAAGGUGGAGCAGAUCAAAGUGAUUCAGAGCCGGACGAGCGAGCGCACGGGCAAGCCGCAUGUGGUCGUGAUGGUGGGCGACGGCAUCAACGACGCGCCGGCGCUGGCGCAGGCGGACGUCGGCCUUGCGAUAGGCGCCGGCACGGACAUUGCGCUCGCCCAGGCCGACAUGGUGCUAGUGAAAUCCAACCUGCGCGACGUGGUGACGGCACUAGACCUGUCGCGAGUGAUCUUCACGCGCAUCAAGAUCAACUUGUUCGCGUCGAUGAUCUACAACUUACUCAGCAUUCCGUUGGCGGCGGGGCUGUUCUUCCCGCUCUUCCACCGCAUGUUGCCCCCUGCCUGCGCCGGGAUUGCGAUGGCGAUGUCGUCCAUCUCGGUGAUUUCGUCGUCGCUUAUGCUCAAGCGGUACACCCCCCCGGUGUUUAGCGAGUCUUUCUCGCUGAAAAAACCAUUGACUGGUCGACCCCCUGUUAACGGGGGCCGCAACAUGCUCGAGUUGGGCAAAAUUCGCAACCGGCCUUACCACCCUGUGGACAUCCAAGAAAACUAGGCACGUGUGUCUAUUUAAUAUUAAGUUAUUCCACGAAAC